Erigeron canadensis is the source of this 663-nucleotide messenger RNA. RefSeq lists its product as uncharacterized. The coding region runs from base 1 to 663 and encodes 220 amino acids. NCBI's taxonomy places the organism in Eukaryota, Viridiplantae, Streptophyta, Magnoliopsida, Asterales, Asteraceae. The record is from RefSeq and is a predicted model, not a curated record. The transcript has 2 exons.
AUGACAUUGCCGCAAUUUGUAUGGUAUUAUCCUCAUGAAAGGAAUCAGGAGUCUUUACACAUUUACAGCACGCAUGGAUUUGGUUAUGAUCCAGUUUCGGAUGAUUACAAGGUUAUUUCCCUCACUUAUUUUGAUUAUGAUUACAAGGUUAUUACCACCACUCGUUUGGCUAUCUAUAGCAUUAGAAGGAAUACUUGGAGACAAACUAUCAUUGAUAGUAGUCCGUUGACUGUCGUUGGUCGCCUCCUGCUUUUAGUAGAUGAGUGUUUUAGUGAAGUCCCAUCACCCAAUUUAUGUAAUAAUGCAACAAUCACGUCUAGAUUUGAUAGCAGGCUUGUUGUCAUUCGUGGAAAGCUUGCCAUUUAUAAGCAUUUUGAGGUUUGGUUAAUGAACUGGUAUGGUGUAAAAGAAUCUUGGACUAAGGUUCCACUCGGUAAACUUAGGAAUGAACUUAGCUUAGGGAAUUCAGUAAUUUUUGAUGACAAUGGCAAAAUUCGGGUGGCUAACAGAGGUCAAACAAUGCUGAUAUAUGAUUUUGAGAAAGGAACUUUUAGCAAAGAUGUUUAUUUUUGGAGUUGGCAAUUUCAGCUUGUUGGUAGUUAUGUUGAAAGUCUUGUUUCACUAAGUAGAAAGGAUACAACCGGAUGCAAAAAAAUUCCUUGA